AUGGACUUUACCCAGCCUUGUCUUCAUUUUGACAUCCACAAGCCUACACUGGGACGCCAUUAUGAUAUUCAAGACUCUGAGCGGAACAUCAAAGCAUACACUGCAGAGAUAUCAGUGUUUUCAGUGGGAAAGCCGGACCUCACUCUCAUCCAAGGCUCAAGCAGGAACUCCAGCUCGAUGGUCGCAGCUAGCCAUUUCAAAAAAAUCGGCCGCACGAUAAGAAUUGGUCUGGGAAACACGGACCAUGCGCCUGGCCAAGUGCACUGGGAGGAGAUGAAGGCUGAAAGCGCUAUGAAAAUCUGCCAUGUCUGGGCUCUGACAUUGCCCGACGGCAGUAGGAGAACCUUCGCAUGGAAGAAAACAUCAACCCAUCGUGCCGAUGGAGCACGGGGCGGUCUCUUCAGCACCAACUACAAGCUUGUCGAUAUGACAGGAGGUGGUAGCAACGUUGUUGCUGUGUGUACCACGUCUGGCGCCUUUACCGAAAAUGCAAAAUUGCAGAUCAACCAAGACUUAGGGCCAGAUUUCAGGGUGAUGGUUCUCAUGACAUUUAUUUCGCUUUACGAAGUCCUGAGGAGAGCGCGUGCUGCGUCCCAAAGCGCCUCCGGCUCGUCGUGA
Molecule: messenger RNA, 618 nt
Organism: Clonostachys solani
Lineage: Eukaryota; Fungi; Ascomycota; Sordariomycetes; Hypocreales; Bionectriaceae
Source: the annotation of a GenBank genome assembly